Molecule: messenger RNA, 2210 nt
Organism: Bacillus rossius redtenbacheri
Lineage: Eukaryota; Metazoa; Arthropoda; Insecta; Phasmatodea; Bacillidae
Gene: Usp14
Product: ubiquitin carboxyl-terminal hydrolase 14
Exons: 11
Coding region: 525-2018 (497 amino acids)
Biological process (GO): protein deubiquitination; proteasome-mediated ubiquitin-dependent protein catabolic process; regulation of proteasomal protein catabolic process
Molecular function (GO): cysteine-type deubiquitinase activity; protein binding; proteasome binding
Source: RefSeq, a predicted model, not a curated record
UAUAAAGCUAAAAAAAAAAAAAUAAUUUAAAAUACUUAAAAUUUGUAUUUCACGGAAAUUUGUGAGAGUAAAAUACUUUUUGUUUAAAACUGUUAUAAACCAAAAACGUUUUGGGGGAGAAAAAUUUAUUGUAGAUCACCAUGUUUUAUGACCAACAUAAGCAUUUAAUAGUUUUGAACAAAAUAAUAUGUGAUACAUUUAUUACCUUAAUCAUCAGAUAAAUUAUUAUCUUUUACAACUAAAACAUCUCCUUUUUAUCAAGAUUUUUUAUUUCCUACAAACCUUUACUUGUUUGUAAUUAAGAAGGGAUUUGUGUACUCCUGAAAAUAUCAGUUGUCUAACCUGCAGUUGCGAAAAGAAAUUUGCGGUAUGGUGACACAGAAUGAAGUAUGCAAGUUUGAAAGCUGUAUCAAUUUAUGUUGAUAGAAUGCUUAUUUGAAAAACUUGACUCAGAGUUCAUUAGUUAGAUAUCGCAACAAUUAUUUUUUUCAGCUGAAAGUAUUUUGAACAACGUAAUUGUCGACAUGCCUGCAUAUAAAGUGAAGGUGAAGUGGGGCAAGGAGACGUACCCCGACGUGGAGGCCAACACGGACGAGGACCCUCUGCUGUUCAAGGCACAGCUGUUCGCGCUGACGGGGGUGCAGCCCGAGAGGCAGAAGGUCAUGCUGAAGGGCAUGACCUUGAAGGAUGACGACUGGGGGAACAUGAAGCUCAAGGACGGCGUGACCGUGCUGCUGAUGGGCAGCAAGGAGGAAGACGUGCCCGCCGAGCCGGCCGUGAAGCCCGUCUUCGUGGAGGACAUGAACGAGAGCGAGCUCGCGACCGCUUUGGAGCUGCCGGCCGGCCUCACCAACCUCGGCAACACUUGCUACAUGAACGCCACCAUGCAGUGCCUCAAGACGGUCCCCGAGCUCAGGGACGCCCUGCGCGACUUUGACGGCAGCGUGAUGCUGUCGGGGUCGGGCGCGCCAGCCCAGUCCAUCACGGCGGCGGUGCGCGACCUGUUCUCGGCGAUGGAGAAGGGGGCCAGCAUCCCGCCCAUCAUCCUGCUGCAAGUGCUGCACCUGGCGUUCCCACGCUUCGCCGAGAAGAGCGAGCACGGCGGCUUCCAGCAGCAGGACGCCAACGAGUGCUGGACCGAGAUGGUGCGCAUGCUGCAGCAGAAGCUGCCGCCCCGACCGCCCACCACCGCCAAGUCGCUGGUGGACCAGUUCUUUGGGGGCACGCUGGACGUGGAGUUGAAGUGCACGGAGACCGAGGACGAACCCGCGACCCACAGUCAGGAGACCUUCCUGCAGCUGAGCUGCUUCAUCUCCCAGGACGUGCGCUACAUGUCGUCCGGCCUGCGAUCCAAAAUGCAAGAGCAAAUUACGAAAAUGUCGCCAACGUUAGAACGCGACGCAGUGUAUACCAAAACGUCGAGGAUCAGCAGGCUGCCGGGCUACCUCACCAUCCAGUUUGUGAGGUUCUACUACAAGGAGAAGGAGGCCAUCAACGCCAAGAUCCUGAAGGACGUCAAGUUCCCGCUGGAGUUCGACGCGUUCGAGCUGUGCUCCCCGAAGCUGCAGCAGAAGCUCACCCCCAUGCGCUCCCGCUUCAAGGAGCUCGAGGACCGGCGGGUGGAAGAGGCACAGCAGCUGUUGUCUGCACCGAAGCAGAAAGGUGACAACGUGGCCAAGCAGACGACCAAGGCAGAGCCCUACUGGUUCGAGGACGACCUGGGCUCCAACAACUCGGGCUACUACACCCUGCAGGCUGUGCUCACGCACCGCGGCCGCUCCAGCUCCAGCGGACACUACGUGGCGUGGGUGCGGCAGAAAGGUGACAGCUGGAUCAAGUGUGACGACGACCAGGUGUCGCCCGUCACCUCCGAGGAUGUGCUGAAGCUGUCAGGGGGAGGGGACUGGCACUGCGCCUACGUGCUGCUGUACGGACCCAAGCUGCUGGAAGAACCGCUUCAGGACUCGCCCGGCACGGAGGCCGUGCCUAUGGACACCUCGUCGUCUGUGUCGCAGUGACGUGUUCCGCCCACGCACGCCUGCUUUUCCCCCCGCCCUAUCACACGCUAAAUAAAUACAUUUGUUAACAUAGUUUUUUUUUUUUUUUAAUUAUUGUUGAGAGGACUGUGAAUGUUAACUUCUGAAUGUCAUAUAUUUAGCAGGUUAUACGUGAAUGCUUUUGAGUCGAAUUUAUAAAAUUAAUUCAUUUCA